CCCAUCGAAACCCUAAAAGCUUAGGCUUUUUAGCCUGUAUUUGCUUUGCUAUUCGACAUGAUUUCUCCUCCCUUCCUUUUGUUGCAUCAGUUCAAUUUUCUGUAGGAUCGAUUGAAUCCACUACUGUGAGAUAUGGGAUAUUUAAAUUCUUUUUUCUUGCGUUUGUGUUUUACUAUUUGUUUUGUUUGAAUCAUCUUAUUUUAUCCUUUCCUGUUCUCUCCUCUAAGUUUUAUGUCUCUAGUAUCUCGUCUUGUUGGAAUACCUAAAACCAAAUCUUCUUAUGGAACCUUUACUACAAACGUUCUGAAACCGCAUAAAGGCGUUGAACACGCUAAGAACCUGUUUGAUGAAACGUCCAACAGAGACUUGUGGUCACUAAACGCUCUUCUUGCUGCCCAAGUUCGAAAUGGCGACGCUCAUGCUGCAUGGCAUCUUUUCCGUAAGAUGCACCGGACGCGCCAUGAUCUGGAUUCUUACACCUUUACACCUGUUAUUGGCGCGUCCACAGCCCUGGCAGACCUCAAGAGAGGUCGACAAGUCCAUGCUUUGGUCAUCAAAACCGGUGCUGUUUCCGAAACUGUUACACAAACCGCCGUCAUGGACAUGUACUCCAAGUGUGGACACUUGAGUGAGUCGGUUCGCCUCUUCAAAGAAACAAGAUCGAAGGAUGUUGUUACAUGGAACACCAUGAUUUCAGGUUUCCUCUGCCAUAAUCUUACUAGGGAUGCACUCCGUGUCUUUGAAGCAAUGAGAAAGAGUGGAGUCCACUUUAGUGAUUUCACGUUGUGUUCUGUGCUGAAAGCCUGCGCUUCUCUGAAGGCUCUUAAACAGGGGAGGGAAGCUCAUGCGUUAGUAAUUGUUAGGGCUUGUGAUAUGCUAGUCUUGGGUACUGCUCUCAUUGAUUUCUAUUCAAGUUGCGGGUUAAUGGAUGAAGCCAUUAAUGUUUUCCGCAAUUUGAAUUGCAGAAAAGAUGAUGCAAUCUAUAACUCGUUGGUUUCUGGUUGUGUCCGAAAUAGAAAGUACAAAGAGGCUUUCUCUAUUAUGAAUUACAUGAAACCAAAUGAGAUUGCCCUCACCAGUAUUCUUUCUGCCUGCUCAGAGUGCUCAGAUUUAUGGAUUGGGAAGCAGAUACACUGUGUGACAAUCCGUCUUGGCUUUGAGUGGGACACUCAACUUUUAAAUACUUUGUUAGACAUGUAUGCUAAAUGUGGUAAAAUAUCAAUCGCCCGAUUCUUGUUUGAUCGAAUUCCUCAAAAAAAUGUGGUUUCUUGGACCAGUAUUAUAGAUGCAUAUGGCAGUCAUGGGUAUGGUGCCAAAGCUCUUGAGAUGUUUGAUAAGAUGAGCAAGGAACAGACUGGUGUUUCACCAAAUUCAGUGACAUUUUUGGCUGUUCUAUCGGCUUGUGGGCAUUCAGGUCUGGUGGAAAAAGGUCGAGAAUGUUUUGUUUCCAUGAGAUUGGAACAUGGAAUAAUUCCAAGAUCAGAGCAUUAUGCAUGCUUUAUAGACCUCUUAGGCCGGGCAGGUCAGCUUGAAGAAGCCUGGGGUGUUUUUUAUGAUAUGCAAAAGAUGGGCAAUGAGCCCAUGGGUGCAGUAUGGGCAGCCYUACUUAAUGCUUGUAGAAUUAAUUUGGAUGUGAAGAGGGGUGAGUUUGUAGCAAGACGCCUACUUGAGUUGGAGCCAGACAAACCUGGGAACUACAUACUGCUUUCAAACUUCUAUGCUGCCAUUGGGAGAUGGGAUGUUGUGGAGGAGUUGAGGAAUUUGUUGCGGGAGAAAAGUCUGAGUAAGGAAGCAGGGAGUAGCUGGAUAACCAUUGAAUGCUAGGUUGGAAAUGUUGACCUAUUGGUUCAAGAAAAAUGAUAUUGAUGAGCUUUAAGAAGUGGCCGUGCCUUUAAGAUUCUAUGCUAUUGGCAAUGUUAUAGRGACAAUGAUAGGUGUUCAGUUGAAGCAUCUACUUCAUGACUUUGGUGGUUUUCUUGAACACGAAUGAUUCCAAUUACAGUGGUUUCUGAGAUCAGAAUCACUGAGAAACCUACUCUAUAAUGUGUGAUUUCUGGAACCACUUUGAAAUCGUUGACUCAAUUAUUAAAAAAGAAUAUUCCCUCCAUUUUGGCAUCAGUUUUUGAUGUUUUUUGAAAUUAGUUAACUGAUUUUCCUCUUUGGGUGUAAUGAUUACUCUUUUACUGCCCUUUUGCUGGUAUUGUGUGGGGCAACUUGCUUGACAAAACAAUAAUCAAUCCAUGUUGAAGAACGCAAUGGUGAUUUUCUGAGUCCUGGAAACUAAUGAAGUCGGAAAUUAAAAACAUUCUCUGUUGCCCAGCUUCACAGUAAUUAUCCACAGAAAUUGGUUUGCAAUGGUAAACCUUUUAUGUUAGCAGCAUGUUUAGUACAUUUUCUAUUACAUAGUGAGCUAUAGUAUGCAUUUGCACCAUAUCAACUAUUACUGAUAACAUACUUUAGGGUGUCAUAAAUGGAAGACUUUGUUUUUGUUCCCCUUAUGUGGUUAGAUUUUGAAGGGCCUUGGCAUCCCUUGCUUCAAUUAAGUCUUUAUUCUGGUUUACACCCGUUUUGGUUCCUCCACAAAUUUGAAAGUAUUGCCAGGCUUGGAAUGUAGAACCUACAAGUGAACUGUUCAUAUUGCAUGUUGAGGUAUCRAGUGUAAUUUUGGUCAUCACUUUACUGUGCUCUAGGCAAAGUGAAGAAUACUGAUUUCCAGUAUUUUAACUGUUCUCUAGGCAAGUUCAGGCUUCUUCAAUGAUGGGAGGACCAAACCAAUUUCAAUAAAGUCCUCAUGGCUGUUAUUAAAUCUUGUUUAAUCUCUCCUCCCCCAAAAAAUAAAAAACAAAACAAAAAAGGGAAAAUGAAAAGAAAAGCAUUCAAUUUAUCUAAUUAUAUUUUUUAAGUUGCUAAGUUCAAUCACAUUGACACUCCUCUCUGUCCCUUUGAACCUCCUUUUGUGAAUCCUCUCUUCUGGAGCUAAGAAUGAAAUGUUUCGCCGCGCUGCAGUGCAGCAAAUUGGCAUUAGCAAUUAGAGAGGGAUGCUAUAGCGAGGGGAUGACAGCAUUGUGGCUUCUUCUCUCUUAUUGAAAGCUACCAUCCAACGGAUAUUGGAACUGCCUCUACAUCUUAAAAUUAAGCUCAUCUUCGAUGGUUGCAGCAUAGGUUACUGUAUUAAUUCAGGAAUUCAUCAUGUGAAGUCCUUUUGAUUUACACUGGACCACUUGGACUUGGUAACUCCAGCCAAGAUGGAAGUUACUCAGUUUUACAAGGGCUGAAAUUGGCUGACUGGAUUAUAUAGAGCAUAAAGUAGAAGGGAACUCUAGGCUUGUAAUGGAUGGUUAAGCGAUGUUAAGGGAUGAAAAGUUAGUUUCUUUGAUCUACACCCAUACUAUAAGAGAAGCAAGAUCCUUCAUAUCCAGAUUGAAAAUGUCGUUCAAAUGGAUUCCUAGGAGUGUGAACACUUCUGAUUUUUUUUUUUUUUUUUUGCAAGGGAGGGCCGGAGGGGCAUAAACAAUCUGGCAAUAAUUACAUAGUCAUGUCACUAAGAUUUGGAUUGAAAAAAAUUGGUCAAGUCAAAUAGUUUUCUUUUUGCAAUAUACAUAUACUAUUACUAGGAAUAGGAUAAUUGAUCUUUAUUGGGGAUAACCUAGGAAUUGUAGUAAAGUGUGCUGUUUCUGGUUUGUAUGUACAUUGGAUAUGUUUCCUCAUUUAUUUAGCUGACAAAAUACUUG
Molecule: messenger RNA, 3731 nt
Organism: Nelumbo nucifera (sacred lotus)
Lineage: Eukaryota; Viridiplantae; Streptophyta; Magnoliopsida; Proteales; Nelumbonaceae
Product: Tetratricopeptide repeat (TPR)-like superfamily protein
Biological process (GO): RNA modification
Molecular function (GO): RNA binding; protein binding
Source: RefSeq, a predicted model, not a curated record